Molecule: messenger RNA, 2557 nt
Organism: Oldenlandia corymbosa var. corymbosa
Lineage: Eukaryota; Viridiplantae; Streptophyta; Magnoliopsida; Gentianales; Rubiaceae
Source: the annotation of a GenBank genome assembly
GCAAAUUCCAAAUGUUGAAAGGUUUUUCAAAACUGUGCCUUUGGCAAAAAGCAGUAUUUACAGCAGGGGGUUUGCGCGUGCGUAAUGUACAUUCAUGCAUGAUGCUGUUAAAGAAGAUUAAAUGCAAACACUCAAAAAUCUCCCUCUUAUUUAUCCUCCCCUCACCCCCACUACCCAUAUCUCCAAAAAAACAGAGUUAACUCCUCCCAAUAAAACCAUAAAUACAGAGUAGCCUCUUCAUCUCUUCACCUCUUCAUUUCCAGUUUUCCACCAAUUCCAACCGGCAGAUUGUUAACCCCUCUUCUUACGAAUUUCUAUUUAUCUAGUAAAGUAGAAAAUAAAACCCACAAGAAUUAUACUACAUUCUUUCAGGCUGCUUCAGCAGCAUUAAACAACUGAGAGAUCAUGGCCAGAGAAAAGUUGCUGGUUUCUAUGGUCUUAGCUGUGCUUCUCAUUGCUGGAACUGGAAGUAUUAGUGUUGAUGGUAAAAAUGAAGAGGAGGAAGCAGAUAGGAUAACGUCUCUUCCUGGACAACCAAAAGUUUCAUUCCAGCAGUUUUCAGGGUAUGUGACGGUGAAUGAAGUUGCAGGGAGAGCUCUGUUUUAUUGGCUUACUGAAGCUGUUGAUGAUCCCUUGUCAAAGCCAUUGGUUGUUUGGCUUAAUGGAGGUCCAGGAUGUUCUUCUGUGGCAUAUGGAGCAUCUGAAGAAAUUGGACCAUUUCGGAUAAACAAGACAGCAUCUGGUCUAUACCUUAACAAAUUCUCAUGGAACAAAUUGGCAAAUGUUCUUUUCCUGGAAACACCUGCAGGCGUUGGCUUUUCAUAUAGCAACAGGUCUUCUGAUUUACUUGACACCGGUGAUCAUCGCACUGCUGAGGAUUCACUCAAGUUUCUGAUCCGAUGGAUGGAUCGAUUCCCACGCUACAAGAACCGCGAUGUUUAUCUCUCUGGAGAGAGCUACGCUGGCCAUUAUGUCCCGCAGCUGGCAAAUGCAAUAGUAAACUACAAUGCCAAGUCCAAGAACCCUAUUCGGAUCAAAGGAUUUAUGGUCGGCAAUGCAGUUACGGAUAAUUACUAUGACAAUUUGGGGACUGUGACAUACUGGUGGAGUCACGCCAUGAUCUCAGACAGGACUUAUAAGCAAUUGGUUAACAUUUGUGACUUCAGGCGCCAAAAGGAGUCAGAUGAGUGUGAAUCCCUUUACUACUACGCUAUGGACAAAGAAUUUGGCAACAUUGAUCAAUAUAACAUAUAUGCUCCGCCUUGUAACAAAUCCGAUGGUAGUAAAACAACAAGGCAUCAUAUGCGUUUGCCACACCAACCACGUCCGGUAUUCAAUCAUUUCUCUGGAUAUGAUCCUUGUAUUGAAAGAUACGCCGAAGCUUACUACAACAGGCCAGACGUGCAGAAAGCUCUUCAUGCAAAUACAACAGGGAUUCCAUAUAAAUGGACUGCCUGCAGUGAAACUUUGAACCGAAACUGGAAUGAUACGGAUAAUUCAAUGCUUCCCAUAUAUCGAUCACUGAUAGCUGCUGGAUUGAGAAUUUGGGUUUUCAGGUGCAAUUUGUCACCUUUUUAGUCCAUCAUUACUGCAUAAUUAUUUCACAUUAUCAGUAGCUAAAUAGAAAAUCCCAAUUUGUUUGUUGCUGACUUGUCUUAUUGCAGUGGUGACGUAGACUCAGUAGUGCCAGUCACAGCCACAAGGUAUGCCCUGGAACAAUUGAAGUUGAACACAGUUAUUCCAUGGUAUCCUUGGUAUGUCAAGAAACAGGUCAGCGAUCUUGCUUCUACUCUUGUUUUGUUUAAUUACUAGAUUGAAUUAUGUGCUCUGUUGGAUUUGUUAGCUCUGAUGGCUAGAUUGUGCUUUGACUUCUCUUUGCAUCAUUAUCCAAAAAUCUCUGUUUUGCAUUACAAUUAUGGAUAGCAUAUCGUUUUCAAAUUGACUUGUUUCUCAUUUGAUACUGAUAUUUUUGCUGGUUUUAUUAGGUGGGAGGUUGGACAGAAGUGUACAAGGGGUUGACAUUUGCAACAGUACGAGGAGCAGGCCAUGAAGUGCCACUUUUCAAGCCUAGAGCUGCACUUCAACUUCUCAAGUCUUUUCUGGCAGGACAACCCCUUCCAAAAGCAUGAUCAAUCGAAGUAUCAAACACAUAUUUGAUGAGCUAAAUCUUGGAGAAAUUUUCCUGGUUUCAUAUGUAACAAAAUCGAAAUCCCCCGAUAACUUUGAUUUAUUCAAACCAUGCAGAUGAUUAAGGAUGAUGCAUGAGGGAAGUGGACCGGAAAAAAAAAAAAGAGUAGCUAGGUUGGACUGAAAAUGUGUUUCUUUAAGGUUUCUUGGGGUGAUUGUUAAGGUCGGAAAUAAUUAAAAGGGAUGUUCAAAAAUGUGUUUUAAUUUUGCGUUUGCCAUUUUAUCUGAUCAAUCCAUGUGAAUGAAAAUUGCAGAAUGAAACCCAAGCCUUAAAAACACAAAAAAGUCCUCUAUGAAGCCAUCUGUUGAUGCUGCAAACUAUGCAUCAAUCAAAUGGGAACUAUGCAUCAAACUAUGCCAUCUAUGUUAG